GUACAUGUUUAUUUUGAAUGGUUCUUCGCGAGCUCGCAAUCCUCUCGAUCUGUUUCUUUCGCAGAUCCGAUUCGUUGCAAAAAGUGAUGGAAUGUGUGUAUGAUGGGCACCGUAUCAAGAGAGCAGUGAAAUUCACGCGCGAAAUUACAAGAAAACGGCGCGCCGGAAUUUCUUCGGAUUUGAUGUUUUUGUAUUACUGAUCAUCAACAAUAUGCCAGGUCAACGAUCAAUAACCUCUUUCUUUUCGUCACCAAAGCCGAAGCCUUCAUUACCUCCAGAUGCAGUCAAAGAGAAUAAAACCAGUGAUAAAAAGGUUCGUUCUCCCCUUCAUGCAAGGAACGGAUCACCUCCGAACGAGGAACCAGCUCGUAAGAAAGCUAGGAGGAUUCUGGACAGCGAUAGUGAAGAAGAAGAAAAUGAAGACAAGAAACCAGUCAAGAUGGAAUGCGAGGAGGAGGAACAGAGCAGGAAAGAAGACGUGAAUGAGAAGAAAACAGAUGUUGAGAUGACUUCUCCAAGUGUCAAAGCAGAACCACAGAUUACUUCUCCAAGCAUCAAAACCGAACCUCAGACUCCAACGUCCACUAAGAAGGAUGUUCCUCUCAGAAAGACAGCUCGAAAGCAUAUGAGGAAGAGAGAUUCACCUCCUAAACCGGUCAAAGAAGAAUCUAAAGACCUUGAAGAAGAGAAGAUGGAGGAAGAAAACAUUAAGACUGAAGAGAAGACUACUUUAAAGGUUAAAGAGGAGCCUACAUCACCGACAGAAAAGAAAAAGAAUGAAGACAAAUCACCUUCCAAAAAAUCCCCCAAACCAAGCAAAGUAAAAUCGCCCAGCAGCGACAAGAAGUCCAAGAAAUCUAAGACUGAAACAGCAAAGAAAGAAAAACAAGUAAAGAAGGAAGAAAAACCUGUAAAAGAGGAAGAAAAAUCAGUGGAGAUGAAAGAAGAACCAAUGGAGAAGAAGGAAUCUAAGAAAUCCACUGAGAAAGAUGUUAAAAAAGAAAAGGAGGAACCAGCAAAGGAGAAAGAAACCAAAAAGUCGAAUACAUUCACAUGGGGCAGCAGCAGUAAAAAAUCUGAUGACAAAAGCUCUGGAACUAGUUAUAGACCCGGUUCUGCAUCCUAUCAUCCUGUGGAAAGUGCAUGUUGGAAAAAAGGAGAGAGUGUUCCAUACAAGGCUCUGGCUGACACAUUCUCAAUCAUUGAAGACACAAGUGGAAGAUUAAAGACCAUUGAGAUCUUGUCUGAUUUCUUGACCUCUGUAAUGCUGCUGACCCCCGAUGAUGUUAAGCUGUGUAUCUACCUAUGUCUUAAUAAGUUAGCACCUGCUUAUGAAGGUCUUGAGCUUGGUAUCGGUGAGACCGUCCUCAUGAAGGCCAUCGCACAGGCCACAGGGCGAUCAGUAGACAAGCUGAAAGUUGCUGCUGCAGAAAAGGGAGAUUUAGGACUGGUAGCAGAGAGCAGUAGAAGUACACAACGUACCAUGUUCACCCCUCCAAGACUGACCAUCAAGAAAGUCUUCUCUAAACUCAAAGAUAUUGCCAACCUUAGUGGGAAUUCAAGUAUGUCAAAGAAAGUUGAUCUGAUUAAAGGACUGCUAGUGGCCUGUAAGGAUUGUGAAGCUAGAUAUCUCAUCAGGUCACUUGGAGGGAAAUUGAGGAUUGGUCUGGCAGAGCAGUCUGUUCUUGUAGCCCUAGGUCAUGCUGCUGUCUUAGCCAAGCCAGAGUCAGAUGAGAUGAUCCUAAAGAGCAAGGUUAAUACCUCAGAGAAAGUCAAGAAAGCUAUGGAAGAAGCAGCUCUUCUUGUCAAAACAGCAUACUGUGAGAUGCCAACGUACGAUGCCCUGAUUCCAGUGUUGAUGACCCACGGAGUGACGGAGCUUCCCAAUCACUGUCGUCUGACUCCAUCGAUUCCUCUAAAACCUAUGUUAGCUCAUCCCACCAAAGGAGUAUCAGAGGUCCUAGAUAGAUUCCAAGAUACGCCCUUUACUUGUGAAUACAAGUAUGAUGGUGAACGGGCUCAGAUUCAUCUGCUUGAAUCUGGUAAGAUUCACAUAUAUAGCAGGAACCAAGAAGACAACACAACCAAAUAUCCUGAUAUCAUUGCAAGGCUCUCUGCAGCUGUUGACGAGAAGGUAACAUCGUGUAUCCUGGAUUCGGAAGCAGUUGCUUGGGAUCCAGAGAAGAAACAGAUCUUACCAUUCCAGGUCUUGAGUACGAGGAAAAGGAAGGAUGCUGAUGCCGGAGAUAUUAAGGUCCAAGUCUGCGUCUUUGCUUUCGAUCUUCUUUACCUCAAUGGAGAACCCCUGGUAAGGAAACCUCUCAGAGAACGUAGAAGUCUAUUGAGAGAUCACUUUAAGGAAGUAGAAGGAGAAUUCAUCUUUGCCAAGUCCAUGAUCUCCUCCGAUACUGAUGACAUUGCUGAAUUCUUAGAGGAAUCUGUCAAAGGAAACUGUGAAGGUCUAAUGGUGAAAACAUUGGACAAGGAUGCAACCUAUGAGAUAGCAAGACGAUCACAUAAUUGGCUCAAGCUGAAGAAGGACUACUUGGAUGGAGUUGGAGAUACUCUGGAUGUGGUUGUGAUUGGUGGUUUCCAGGGGCGUGGCAAGAGAGUCGGUUGCUAUGGGGGUUUCUUACUCGCAUGCUACGAUGAAGAGAAUGAAGAGUUUCAAUCUAUCUGUAAGAUUGGAACUGGCUUCAAGGAAGAAGAGUUGGAGAAGCACACAAAGUUCUUCAAGGAUCAUGUUAUUGAGAAACCGCGCCCAUACUAUAACUACGACAGCAGUGUAGCCCCUGAUCAUUGGUUUGAUACGGUACAAGUAUGGGAGAUCAAAGCUGCCGAUCUCUCGGUCUCGCCCGUACACAAGGCAGCUAUAGGAAUAGUUGAUCCAGCGAAGGGUAUUUCUCUACGAUUUCCAAGAUUUAUCCGUAUCCGUGACGACAAAAAGCCAGAGGAGGCAACAGGGGCAGCUCAGGUGGCUAGCAUGUACAACAAUCAGGAUCAGAUCAAGAAUCAACAAGCAAAUAAAUCCAGCAAAACAGAGGAAGAUUUCUAUUAAACCCCUCUCAGUGGAAAUAGGACCAGCUGAUCAAAGGAGGACUUCAACUAAACAUGGGCUAGCAAAUCAAAUAGAUCAUCUAACAAACAAAACCAGCAAACAGAGGAAAUUUCAUAAUAAACCCAGCUCCAGGUAAAUAGACAAAGAUUUCUAUUAAACUGAAGUAUGUAAAAUCAGGAAUGAAUGAGUGGACAAGCCACAAGAAUUUAACCAAUCAUCAUUAGCUCUAAUUCAAUUUGACGGCAAACAUUGCUUUUGUGGCAGACAAUUCACAUGUGGAACUGACAUUUCAAAUGCAUCAACAUCAGCUUGAUUCUAAGGCUUCCAUCUUAAUGUACUCCCAUAGUUCUGUCUACAGUUUAUGGUAAUAAAUGAAAUUGACUGCUUCCCUUGUGAAUGUCACUGUCUUGUUUAUACUGUUCAUAUUUAUCAGUAAUGUUUCUCUUUUCUGGAAAAAAAUAAUAUCUGAAUGAUUUAACAAAAGCUUUACAAAAUUUAAUUAUGUCGUAAGAUACAACUACUUGUGGAAACAAUUUAAAUUACCUCUGGAUUUCAUUUCCAAGCACCUAAUUUCACCAUAUCACUCCUUUCUCAUUCAAAUAAGCUGUUUAGUUAGUUUUUGUGAUGUAUAACCUUUUCAAUAAUUUUUUACCAAUAGAGUGAAUCGGUUUUGCAUACAUACCUUGGAAUGUGGUGAAAUAAACCUUUAUUUGGGGGUAAUUUCAAUGUGUAAAUAACUCAGAGUUUGUACAAAAGCAUUAUGAAAUAAUCAAUUGUAAAUUACAGCAGCAUUUUUAAUGUAUUUAUGUUUGUGUGAAUUUGUCUGGAAUUUUCUUUUUUAGAUAGAGAGAUGUAGGAGAUCAAGUAGAAUGAUGCAAUCAAAAUUACAUCAUUCACUUGAAUUAUUGAAUAGAUUUGAUAAGAUAAAGCAUAUAUCUAUUCAAGAAAAGUCUAGGAAACACUGAAAAGUGUUCAGGAUAAUAAUUUUUGUGUAUGCAUUUGAUCGUAAAACAUGGCAAUCAAUUUUUUUGAUUUUUCUAUCAUAUUUCCUAAAUCAUUGUUGUAAAUGGACAUACUGCAUUGUCGUGAGAAGUAGUUUAUACAGUGCGUCCCACAAAAAAGGAAAUCAAUUUUCAGAGAGUUUUCACAAUCAUUAAAUACGUUUUUACUAUAAA
Messenger RNA from Lytechinus pictus (painted urchin), 4233 nucleotides. Its product is annotated as DNA ligase 1-like. The transcript has 22 exons. NCBI's taxonomy places the organism in Eukaryota, Metazoa, Echinodermata, Echinoidea, Temnopleuroida, Toxopneustidae. Gene Ontology annotation, molecular function: DNA binding; DNA ligase (ATP) activity; ATP binding. The coding region runs from base 212 to 3058 and encodes 948 amino acids. Gene Ontology annotation, cellular component: mitochondrion; nucleus. The record is from RefSeq and is a predicted model, not a curated record. Gene Ontology annotation, biological process: DNA repair; lagging strand elongation; DNA recombination.